AUGAGCUCCAAAAGGAUAGCCAUCAUAGGGGCCGGGAUAUCGGGGUUGUGUGCCCUGAAGGCCUGUCGGGAACAGGACUUUGAUGUGACUGUGUUUGAGAAAACCGAUGAUAUCUGCGGUCUGUGGCAGUAUAGGGAUGAAGACGUCGAGGGAAUCGCAUCCAUCACGAGAUCCACAAUACUUAACACCAGUAAAGAGAUGACUGCCUUUUCGGACUUCCCGGCGCCCAAA
Oppiella nova is the source of this 231-nucleotide messenger RNA. The record is from the annotation of a GenBank genome assembly. NCBI's taxonomy places the organism in Eukaryota, Metazoa, Arthropoda, Arachnida, Sarcoptiformes, Oppiidae.